ACGUGUCACCACCACCACCAUUUCCCCCUCUUUUCUCUCUCUCUCUCUCUCUCUCUCUCUCUCUCUCCAAUUGAAGCUUCUGCCAUCGAAUUGUUGUACUCAAAACCAAAGAUCUCUCUCUCUCUCUCUCUCUCUCUCUCUCUCUCUAAACAAGAGGCAGAGUGGUUGAAUUCGUACCACGGACCCGAUAUCAGCGGCUGAAUCUUCGAACUAAUUACAUCGCCCGACACACACUACAUUUGGAUCCUCAAUUUACGUUCAGGUUGUGGUGGUUGCCGUGAGGUUUGAUCUGAUCGUCUGUUCGUUGCUUCGCCAUGACCGCUACCGGCGAGUUGAUCUCCGUUCAUCCCGAAGAGCUCACGUUCCAAUUUGAGUUGGAAAAACAAAGCUAUUGUGAUCUUAAAGUUGCGAACAAGACAGAACAUCAUGUUGCCUUCAAGGUCAAAACUACUUCUCCGAAGAAGUACUUUGUGCGACCAAACAGCGGUGUUAUCCAACCGUGGGACUCAUCUGUCAUAAGAGUCACCCUUCAAGCUCAAAGAGAAUACCCUCCGGAUAUGGAAUGCAAGGAUAAAUUUCUCCUACAGAGCGUGAUUGUGCCCCCACAGACUGAAAUUGAUGAGCUUCAGCAAGAUACUUUCAACCGAGAGAGUGGAAAGACGAUAGAAGAACGUAAACUCAGGGUUGUCUAUAUCAGUCCUCAAGCAGCCCUUGGAAAUGUGGAAGACGAAGCAGUAACGGGCUUCAAACAAAGUCCUGAAAAUAGCUCUAUGCACAGCUCCUCAGGCUUUGAUGAUAAUCAGGGUUUGCAACGGCUCAAGGACGAAAGGGAUACACUUGUUCGACAAACACAGCAGCUGCAGCAGGAACUGGAAAUGCUGAAGAGGAAAAGGAAUCGGAAAAGUGACAUUGGCUUCUCAUUCAAAUUCGUAUUUUUCGCUGGACUCAUUGGGAUCAUGGUUGGCUUCCUUUUAAACCUUUCCCUGUCUUCGCCUUCAACGUAGUUAUUUCUGCUGUGAAGCAUUUCUAGGAUUCGGUUUUUGUUCUUUAUUUAGCUGUGUAAGUUCUUUUCUUCCCCGAAAAAUGGAGCAUGUGCUUUCUGCGUUCCCUUUUCUUUGUAAAUUGAUCAUUUGUUUGUUUCUCGGUUGGUUUGAGUAAUAUAGUGGAAUAUAAUACUGCUUUUUCUUUGGUCUAUAUAAAUUAUGUUCUGGUUUGUA
Messenger RNA from Rhododendron vialii, 1217 nucleotides. RefSeq names its product vesicle-associated protein 2-1-like. Gene Ontology annotation, cellular component: plasma membrane; endoplasmic reticulum membrane. The transcript is spliced from 9 exons. The coding region runs from base 315 to 1004 and encodes 229 amino acids. Lineage: Eukaryota; Viridiplantae; Streptophyta; Magnoliopsida; Ericales; Ericaceae. The record is from RefSeq and is a predicted model, not a curated record. Gene Ontology annotation, biological process: endoplasmic reticulum membrane organization.